AUGGCGGUCCGCGCACAGUUCGAGAACUCCAACGAAGUGGGUGUUUUUUCCCGCCUCACCAAUUCAUAUGCGAUUGUUGCCAUCGGGGCGUCCGAAAACUUCUACAGCAUAUUUGAGGCGGAAUUGCAAGAUGUCAUUCCAAUUUGUCAUGCCACUAUUGCCGGAACUCGAAUUGUUGGCCGUCUAACAGCGGGCAAUCGCAACGGCCUUUUGGUUCCCACCACCACCACAGACCAAGAACUGCAGCAUCUACGGAACACACUGCCAGAUUCGGUCAAAAUCCAACGGAUAGAAGAGCGUCUUUCGGCACUGGGAAAUGUGAUCUGCUGCAAUGACCAUGUGGCGUUGAUCCAUCCGGAUCUGGAGCGAGAGACAGAAGAAAUUAUUGCCGACGUCCUUGGAGUCGAAGUUUUCCGACAUACCGUUGCCGACAACGUCCUGACCGGCUCGUAUAUGGCCCUCUCCAACCAGGGUGGUAUUGUGCAUCCCAAGACUUCGAUCCGUGACCAAGACGAGCUCUCCUCGCUGUUGCAGGUGCCCCUGGUCGCCGGUAGUGUCAACCGGGGUAGUUCCGUUGUUGGCGCAGGUAUGGUCGUCAACGACUGGCUGGCAGUGACCGGACUGGAUACAACCGCUACCGAGCUGAGUGUAAUUGAGAGUGUGUUCCGGUUGGGCGAGAUGGGCCCUCGGGGCGUGGGUAUGGGCAAUGCCAACAAGGAAAGCAUUGUGGAGAGUUUCUACUAA
Aspergillus tanneri is the source of this 744-nucleotide messenger RNA. RefSeq names its product translation initiation factor 6 (gene TIF6). Gene Ontology annotation, biological process: ribosomal subunit export from nucleus; assembly of large subunit precursor of preribosome; maturation of 5.8S rRNA. Lineage: Eukaryota; Fungi; Ascomycota; Eurotiomycetes; Eurotiales; Aspergillaceae. Gene Ontology annotation, molecular function: ribosomal large subunit binding. Gene Ontology annotation, cellular component: preribosome, large subunit precursor; cytosol; nucleolus. Bases 1 to 744 code for a protein of 247 amino acids. The record is from RefSeq and is a predicted model, not a curated record. The transcript has 5 exons.